UUCAGAAUCACACAGUAGACAGACAGCAUGCAGGGAGUUUUCUGUGCUAUUAUAUGAAAGAUAUUUACUGCAAAUAUUUUCGAGACUGCACAAAAGUACUAAAGUAGGGAUUUCUUGACAGGUAAUGGCAGGAUCACAGACCGGUUUCGAUGGCUUCGUUCUCGGCAUGGAUCUGGGCACCACAUCGGUGAAAGUGGUGCUGCUGGAAGCGCAGUCAAAGACGGUGACAGAGAGCAGGAGCUUCACUACAAACGCUGAUAUCAGCAGAAGCACACACACACAUGCCAAAGAGCAGGAUCCUGCACUAAUAAUUGCGGCUCUGGACCAGUGCAUGGAUGCUUUACCUAAAGACAAGCUGAAAAAAGUCAAGUGCGUUGGAGUAUGUGGACAAAUGCAUGGCAUUAUGUUGUGGAAAUCUAACUCAGGCUGUGAAUGGCAGAGUAAAGAUGGCAUCACUACAUUCAGUCCCAAAGACGUCAGUCAGCUGAUCACAUGGCAGGACGGGCGCUGCGGCACUGAUUUCUUGUCAGCUUUACCUAAACCAGAUUCACACCUGAGUGUGGCCACCGGCUUCGGCUGUGCCACAGUCUUCUGGUUUAUGAAAAACAGGCCGGAGUUCCUGUCAGGCUUCAGUGAUGCAGGAACCAUCCAAGACUAUGUGGUUUCCAUGUUGUGCAGCCUUGACAAGUGUGUGAUGACUGGACAAAACGCUGCCAGCUGGGGCUACUUCAACACAGCUGCCAACCAAUGGAACACACACAUUCUGAAGGAUGCAGGUUUCCCUGUGCACCUCUUGCCUGUGCUGGUGGAUUCAGGACAUGUGGCUGGUCAGACUUCCUGUGAAUGGUACGGCAUUCCUGCUCACACAGCGGUCGGGGCGGCACUAGGAGACUUCCAGUGUAGUGUGUACUCCUGCAUGACUGACAGAGGACAAGCAGUGUUGAAUAUGAGUACUUCUGCCCAGUUGACGUUCAGGAUGCCAGCUGAAUUCACUCCUACCAGUUCUCCAGACCCGCUCUCGCCCAUCGCUUAUUUCCCAUACUUUGACGGAUCAUAUCUAGCGGUGGCCGCAUCACUUAACGGAGGCAAUGUCAUGGCCACUUUCGUCAGAAUGCUGGACUCGUGGAUGAAAGAAUUUGGACUGGAAGUAAGUGAGUCCAGAAUCUACUCUCAGCUCAUCCAUUCUGCUCUGGCCCAGCCAAACACUGACCUAACUGUGACAUCAACACUACUAGGAGAACGUCAUGACCCGUCCAGCAGUGCCAGCGUCUCCCAGAUCUCAUCCUCAAACCUGUCUCUGGGUCACGUGACCCGGGCUGUGUGCAGGGGUAUUAUUGAAAACCUGGCCACUAUGAUGCCCCCUCAGAGCCUGCGGGCUGCUGGCGUGCACUGUAUUAUCGGCAGUGGCAGCGCUCUGUCAUGUAACGCAGUUCUGCAACAGGAAGUGGAGAGAGUGUUUCCAUUUUCUGUAGUCUAUGGGAAAGAUGUGGACUCAGCAGUUGGAGUUGCCAUGGUGAUAAGUGACCAAACAUGACACAAGAACCAACCCUCAAGGCUGUAAUGCCCUCUGGUAGGGCUCAUUUUCUGGAUUCAUCUUCAUAAUUGAGUGCUUUUAAGGGGAUUGUUUACAAAUUUCUAAAAUGUUGUUAAAUUUCUCACCCUCAGGUUAUCCAAGAUUCCUGUUUUUUUAGAGUAGAACAUUAAACUACAUAUUCAGCUGUAACUGUGGUCAAUAGCUAUAUUUCCAUCCACCUAUUAUUUUGCACAUUUUGGAUAUGUGCAUUAAAAAACGGUUGAUGUAAACACCAAGAUGUGCAUAAAUUUAAAAAAUGUGCAUAAAACAUGCGCAUAAUUGAGUAGGAUAAACUUUUUAAUCAAUAAGAGAAGAUCCGCAUAAAUAAAAUGGAAACACUUUUACCGACAAAAUUCCAGUAUGUGCAUUAAAAAGGUCAUGUGAUUUUGUUAUAGGAGAUCAUGUGAUGAUAAAAAUGUGUGUGAAUGAAUAAACCAGCAGGCUGAGCACACUGUAAAACAUCUGAAAUGUUGUUUUGGUCAUUCUAAAAUGCCUUUACCAUUUCAGUAUUAGUGUUAUUAUAUUAUUAAUUAUCUCCAGAAUAAUCAAGAGCGUCUGCGCUCCGCGUCUCAUACCUUCAAACGUCCCCUCAUUGCGUGUAAGGAUUUUCUUUCUGAGGCACAGGUCCUUUAUUAAAUGAAGAAAAGAUUCACACAGCUUCUCCUACUUCAGUAAAUUCCAUUUAUACUGUUGAUAUUUGGUGACAGAUAAUCAGGAAGUGGCGUUUUUGUUCGCUUUGUCUACUUGGAUGGAAACGCUGCUUUAUUGGCACGUCUUUUAUUUUAUUAUAUUCCAGUUUUGUGCAUAAAUUGAAUUCGCAUUUUUGAUUGGAAACAUUUCUACUGGUGAUUGAUCAAAUCAACCCUAAUUACUUUGAGAGUAGAAAACAUAUACAGGUAUACAGGGAAAACACAAAAUUAAUUCUUGUGGCUUCUAACGAUCCAUUGAGGUCUUAUAAAGUGAAAGACUGUAAUCUGUCAGUGCAAGAAACUGAACAACUCUCCAAAUGGUCCUGAGAA
Molecule: messenger RNA, 2592 nt
Organism: Danio aesculapii
Lineage: Eukaryota; Metazoa; Chordata; Actinopteri; Cypriniformes; Danionidae
Gene: shpk
Product: sedoheptulokinase
Exons: 7
Coding region: 125-1534 (469 amino acids)
Biological process (GO): carbohydrate metabolic process; cellular response to lipopolysaccharide
Cellular component (GO): cytosol
Molecular function (GO): sedoheptulokinase activity
Source: RefSeq, a predicted model, not a curated record